AUGUCGCUUGGUCACAACGCCUGGCCCCCGGGCAAUACACGUCCGCCGGACGACCAUCAGGAGUCGCCUCGACCUGUCAAUGGCUUGGUCAAGACAUUGUCUGGUUCGCGCACUCCCCAGGUACGCGGCUCUGUCAGCGCCGACGGGCCGAACCCCAGUAGUAUGACAUCGGAGCCAGACCUCACCCUCGAAGAAGACCCGCGCAUUGCUCAAUUUCGUGAUCUCUAUCGGCGCAGUGAGGCUAAAAUAAACGCGCUUUUCUCUGGUCAUUAUGCUGCGGAUGACCCUACAACCGCCGCGAUCGCGGAGACGGAACAGCCCGACGCCGGAACCGAACGCGUUGAUGCGCCGGCACCCCCUACAGCUCCACCAGCUAAACCUACGCGUAAAAUGGAUGACGAUUACGAUGACUACGAUGAGGAUGAUGAUGCAGAUAUGGAAGAUGCAACCGAAUCGCCUCUGAAGAGCAAGUCCGUGCCCCCAUCGCAAGACCCCAGCGCCGCUACCCUACCCGUUCAACGACCCGGUACCGCAGCUUCCACCAGUAUCGAUGGAUCAAAAGAAACAAAGAAAGAAUCAGUGGAGGACAUCCGAAAGCAACUCGAAGAAGACAAGAAAGCUACAGAGGAAGCUGCUAAGCGGAGCUUUCAUACGUUAUUCUAUACCCUUGAGAACGAUCGCGACGCCAUGCUGGACCAGCAACGAUUGGAAGAGUCUGAGCGACAAGUCGAGGCAGAAAUUUCAGGCCAGGCUGGCUCUGGUGGUAACAACGCGGCUGGCGGACCGAAACGGAUAUAG
Messenger RNA from Penicillium cosmopolitanum, 798 nucleotides. RefSeq lists its product as uncharacterized. The coding region runs from base 1 to 798 and encodes 265 amino acids. The record is from RefSeq and is a predicted model, not a curated record. Gene Ontology annotation, biological process: regulation of transcription by RNA polymerase II. NCBI's taxonomy places the organism in Eukaryota, Fungi, Ascomycota, Eurotiomycetes, Eurotiales, Aspergillaceae. The transcript has a single exon. Gene Ontology annotation, cellular component: SAGA complex; SLIK (SAGA-like) complex. Gene Ontology annotation, molecular function: structural molecule activity.